AGAUGGGUUCACAUGGAAGCGAGAUUCAAAUCGUAAAAGCUGAAAAUAGUGUUGAAAAUACAAUAAACAAAACAGUGGUCACGCCUCACGAGGAAGAAGCAGACACACACACACACUGCUCUUUGUCUCUCUCUCUACUUCUCCUCUGCUACACAUACCCUUUCCUCUAUCUAUUUCCAAUUUUCCAUAACAUGAAAAAUCUAGAGUAGCAAUGCCAAUAUCCAUGGAAAAUCCAAUCCUUCUUCUCACAUCCAUCAUUUUCCUGGCCGCUUCAUCAAUGGCGGCGGCCCACCAGCCCAUGCCCGGAUUCCUCUACACAAGAUCCAGAGGAACAUGCACUCCUCAGUAUUGGAGCAGCAGGAGCGAGUCGUGGCCGAAGAUGGUUCCCCACAGAUCCACGGUGUCCAACGCUUUCGGGUCGCGGGCCUUCGAGCGCUUCCGGCCCGAACUCACGCUUCUGGAGGCGGCCGCCAGGAACGACGACGGCGGCGACGUCUUCGCAAGCCUGCUCAAGGAGUCGACGGCGGCGCUCAUCAACUCCUACGCCAGAAAAGGCUAUCCCUACGCCGCUUGGGAGGUCAAGACGCUGCUCAUUCAGGCGCUCGUCUCCCACGCCGCCGCCGCCGCUCAGGCUCACACAUUUCUUCAGGCUAACCUCAACUGUGCUUGAUAUUUCUAGAAAAAAGACAUUUCGUGUUUUCUGGGGAUUUUGGGAAGUCGUGAUAGCGAUAGUUUGGAUUUUGGUAUCUGUAAUUACUCGUUACUUUCUUUUUCUUUUUUUUGCUUUCUGUGAUUUACAUUUAUAGAUGUGUGAUGCUUUUCAUCAGAUGCACUGGGAAGGUUGUGUUAGAUUUAGGUUGUAGUUCUUGAAUUUUUUACUGGCAUUUUGAAUUGGCAGAUCAACGUGUGUGAAAAGAUAAUCGGAAGAAUUUUUUUUAUCUUUUUUUUUUCAAAAAUUAUCAGAGGAA
Molecule: messenger RNA, 968 nt
Organism: Salvia miltiorrhiza (redroot sage)
Lineage: Eukaryota; Viridiplantae; Streptophyta; Magnoliopsida; Lamiales; Lamiaceae
Exons: 2
Coding region: 212-670 (152 amino acids)
Source: RefSeq, a predicted model, not a curated record